AUGUCUAGACCACGCGCGCGUACGGAGUUCGUCACCCAUGCUGUUGCAGUGAAGUCUCAUCAGAAAAUCAGAAACAGCUGCGCAGAAGCGGCUGCGCGGAAGCGGCUGCGCGGAAGCGGCUGCGCGGAAGCGGCUGCGCGGAAGCGGCUGCGCGGAAGCGGCUGCGCGGAAGCGGCUGCGCGGAAGCGGCUGCGCGGAAGCGGCUGCGCGGAAGCGGCUGCGCGGAAGCGGCUGCGCGGAAGCGGCUGCGCGGAAACGGCUGCGCAGAAACGGCUGCGCAGAAACGGCUGCGCAGAAACGGCUGCGCAGAAACGGCUGCGCAGAAACGGCUGCGCAGAAACGGCUGCGCAGAAACGGCUGCGCAGAAACGGCUGCGCAGAAACGGCUGCGCAGAAACGGCUGCGCAGAAACGGCUGCGCAGAAACGGCUGCGCAGAAACGGCUGCGCAGAAACGGCUGCGCAGAAACGGCUGCGCAGAAACAGCUGCGCAGAAACAGCUGCGCAGAAGCAGCUGCGCAGAAGCAGCUGCGCAGAAACAGCUGCGCAGAAACAGCUGCGCAGAAACAGCUGCGCAGAAACAGCUGCGCAGAAACAGUGCGCAGAAACAGCUGCGCAGAAACAGCUGCGCAGAAACAGCUGCGCAGAUACAGCUGCGCAGAUACAGCUGCGCAGAAACAGCUGCGCAGAAACAGCUGCGCAGAAACAGCUGCGCAGAAACAGCUGCGCAGAAACAGCUGCGCAGAAACAGCUGCGCAGAAACAGCUGCGCAGAAACAGCUGCGCAGGAACAGCUGCGCAGGAACAGCUGCGCAGAAACAGCUGCGCAGGAACAGCUGCGCAGGAACAGCUGCGCAGGAACAGCUGCGCAGAAACAGCUGCGCAGAAACAGCUGCACAGGAACAGCUGCGCAGGAACAGCUGCGCAGGAACAGCUGCGCAGGAACAGCUGCGCAGAAACAGCUGCGCAGGAACAGCUGCGCAGGAACAGCUGCGCAGGAACAGCUGCGCAGAAACAGCUGCGCAGAAACAGCUGCGCAGAAACAGCUGCGCAGAAACAGCUGCGCAGAAACAGCUGCGCAGAAACAGCUGCGCAGAAACAGCGGCGCAGAAACAGCGGCGCAGAAACACUCUAUAGCCUCCGGUUACAGGAGCGUACCUCCAUGUUCAAUGUUUUUUGGGCAGUUGAACAUGUAAAGUUGAAUCCCAAACGGCUGCGCAGAAGCGGCUGCGCAGAAGCGGCUGCGCAGAAGCGGCUGCGCAGAAGCGGCUGCGCAGAAGCGGCUGCGCAGAAGCGGCUGCGCAGAAGCGGCUGCGCAGAAGCGGCUGCGCAGAAGCGGCUGCGCAGAAGCGGCUGCGCAGUAGCGGCUGCGCAGAAGCGGCUGCGCAGAAGCGGCUGCGCAGAAGCGGCUGCGCAGAAGCGGCUGCGCAGAAGCGGCUGCGCAGAAGCGGCUGCGCAGAAGCGGCUGCGCAGAAACGGCUGCGCAGAAACGGCUGCGCAGAAGCGGCUGCGCAGAAGCGGCUGCGCAGAAGCGGCUGCGCAGAAGCGGCUGCGCAGAAGCGGCUGCGCAGAAGCGGCUGCGCAGAAGCGGCUGCGCAGAAGCGGCUGCGCAGAAGCGGCUGCGCAGAAGCGGCUGCGCAGAAGCGGCUGCGCAGAAACGGCUGCGCAGAAACGGCUGCGCAGAAACGGCUGCGCAGAAACGGCUGCGCAGAAACGGCUGCGCAGAAACGGCUGCGCAGAUACGGCUGCGCAGAAACGGCUGCGCAGAAACGGCUGCGCAGGAACGGCUGCGCAGGAACGGCUGCGCAGGAACGGCUGCGCAGGAACGGCUGCGCAGGAACGGCUGCGCAGGAACGGCUGCGCAGGAACGGCUGCGCAGGAACGGCUGCGCAGGAACGGCUGCGCAGGAACGGCUGCGCAGGAACGGCUGCGCAGGAACGGCUGCGCAGGAACGGCUGCGCAGAAGCGGCUUCGCAGAAGCGGCUGCGCAGAAGCGGCUGCGCAGAUGCGGCUGCGCAGAAGCGGCUGCGCAGAAGCGGCUGCGCAGAAGCGGCUGCGCAGAAGCGGCUGCGCAGAAGCGGCUGCGCAGAAGCGGCUGCGCAGAAGCGGCUGCGCAGAAGCGGCUGCGCAGAAGCGGCUGCGCAGAAGCGGCUGCGCAGAAGCGGCUGCGCAGAAACGGCUGCGCAGAAACGGCUGCGCAGAAACGGCUGCGCAGGAACGGCUGCGCAGGAACGGCUGCGCAGAAACGGCUGCGCAGAAACGGCUGCGCAGAAACGGCUGCGCAGAAACGGCUGCGCAUAAACGGCUGCGCAUAAACGGCUGCGCAGAAACGGCUGCGCAGAAACGGCUGCGCAGAAACGGCUGCGCAGAAACGGCUGCGCAGAAACGGCUGCGCAGAAACGGCUGCGCAGAAACGGCUGCGCAGAAGCAGCUGCGCAGAAGCAGCUGCGCAGAAGCAGCUGCGCAGAAACAGCUGCGCAGAAACAGCUGCGCAGAAACAGCUGCGCAGAUACGGCUGCGCAGAUACGGCUGCGCAGAAACGGCUGCGCAGAAACGGCUGCGCAGAAACGGCUGCGCUGAUACGGCUGCGCAGAAACGGCUGCGCAGAAACGGCUGCGCAGAAACGGCUGCGCAGAAGCGGCUGCGCAGAAGCGGCUGCGCAGAAGCGGCUGCGCAGAAGCGGCUGCGCAGAAGCGGCUGCGCAGAAGCGGCUGCGCAGAAACGUCUGCGCAGAAACGGCUGCGCAGAAGCAGCUGCGCAGAAACAGCUGCGCAGAAGCAGCUGCGCAGAAACAGCUGCGCAGAAACAGCUGCGCAGAAACAGCUGCGCAGAAACUGUGCGCAGAAACAGCUGCGCAGAAACAGCUGCGCAGAAACAGCUGCGCAGAUACAGCUGCGCAGAAACAGCUGCGCAGAAACAGCUGCGCAGAUACAGCUGCGCAGAUACAGCUGCGCAGAAACAGCUGCGCAGAAACAGCUGCGCAGAAACAGCUGCGCAGAAACAGCUGCGCAGGAACAGCUGCGCAGGAACAGCUGCGCAGAAACAGCUGCGCAGGAACAGCUGCGCAGGAACAGCUGCGCAGAAACAGCUGCGCAGGAACAGCUGCGCAGGAACAGCUGCGCAGGAACAGCUGCGCAGGAACAGCUGCGCAGGAACAGCUGCGCAGGAACAGCUGCGCAGAAACAGCUGCGCAGAAACAGCUGCGCAGAAACAGCUGCGCAGAAACAGCUGCGCAGAAACAGCUGCGCAGAAACAGCUGCGCAGAAACAGCGGCGCAGAAACAGCGGCGCAGAAACAGCGGAUCUCUAGACCACGCGCGCGUACGGAGUUCGUCACCCAUGCUGUUGCAGUGAAGUCUCAUCAGAAAAUCAGAAACAGCUGCGCAGAAGCGGCUGCGCAGAAGCGGCUGCGCAGAAGCGGCUGCGCAGAAGCGGCUGCGCAGAAACGGCUGCGCAGGAACAGCUGCGCAGGAACAGCUGCGCAGGAACAGCUGCGCAGGAACAGAUGCGCAGAAGCGGCUGCGCAGAAACGGCUGCGCAGAAACGGCUGCGCAGAAACGGCUGCGCAGAAACGGCUGCGCAGAAACGGCUGCGCAGAAACGGCUGCGCAGAAACGGCUGCGCAGAAACGGCUGCGCAGAAACGGCUGCGCAGAAACGGCUGCGCAGAAACGGCUGCGCAGAAACGGCUGCGCAGAAACGGCUGCGCAGAAACGGCUGCGCAGAAACGGCUGCGCAGAAACGGCUGCGCAGAAACGGCUGCGCAGAAACGGCUGCGCAGAAACAGCUGCGCAGAAACAGCUGCGCAGAAACAGCUGCGCAGAAACAGCUGCGCAGAAACAGCUGCGCAGAAACAGCUGCGCAGAAACAGCUGCGCAGAAACAGCUGCGCAGAAACAGCUGCGCAGAAACAGCUGCGCAGAAACAGCUGCGCAGAAACAGCUGCGCAGAAACAGCUGCGCAGAAACAGCUGCGCAGAAACAGCUGCGCAGGAACAGCUGCGCAGGAACAGCUGCGCAGAAUCAGCUGCGCAGGAUCAGCUGCGCAGAAACAGCUGCGCAGAAACAGCUGCGCAGGAACAGCUGCGCAGGAACAGCUGCCCAGAAACAGCUGCGCAGAAACAGCUGCGCAGAAACAACUGCGCAGAAACAGCUGCGCAGGAACAGCUGCGCAGGAACAGCUGCGCAGGAACAGCUGCGCAGGAACAGCUGCGCAGGAACAGCUGCGCAGAAACAGCUGCGCAGAAACAGCUGCGCAGAAACAGCUGCGCAGAAACAGCUGCGCAGAAACAGCUGCGCGGAAACAGCUGCGCGGAAACAGCUGCGCGGAAACAGCUGCGCGGAAACAGCUGCGCGGAAACAGCUGCGCGGAAACAGCUGCGCGGAAACAGCUGUGCAGAAACAGCUGCGCAGAAGCAGAUGCGCAGAAACAGCUGCGCAGAAACAGCUGCGCAGAAACAGCUGCGCAGAAACAGCUGCACAGAAACAGCGGCGCAGAAACAGCGGCGCAGAAACAGCGGCGCAGAAACAGCGGCGCAGAAACACUCUAUAGCCUCCGGUUACAGGAGCCUGCGCAUAAACAGCUGCGCCGAAACAGCUGCGCCGAAACAGCUGCGCCGAAACAGCUGCGCCGAAACAGCUGCGCCGAAACAGCUGCGCCGAAACAGCUGCGCCGAAACAGCUGCGCCGAAACAGCUGCGCCGAAACAGCUGCGCCGAAACAGCUGCGCCGAAACAGCUGCGCCGAAACAGCUGCGCCGAAACAGCUGCGCCGAAACUGCUGCGCCGAAACAGCUGCGCCGAAACAGCUGCGCAGAAACAGCUAGGCAUAAGCAGCUGCGCAGAAACAGCUGCGCAGAGACAGCUGCGCAGAAACAGAUGCGCAGAAACAGCUGCGCAGAAACAGCUGCGCAGAAACAGCUGCGCAGAAACAGCUGCGCAGAGACAGCUGCGCAGAGACAGCUGCGCAGAGACAGCUGCGCAGAGACAGCUGCGCAGAAACAGCUGCGCAGAAACAGCUGCGCAGAAACAGCUGCGCAUAAACAGCUGCGCAGAAACAGCUGCGCAGAAACAGCUGCGCAGAAACAGCUGCGCAGAAACAGCUGCGCAGAAACAGCUGUGCAGAAACAGCUGCGCAGAAACAGAUGCGCAGAAACAGCUGCGCAGAAACAGCUGCGCAGAAACAGCGGCGCACAAACAGCGGCGCAGAAACACUCUAUAG
This is a messenger RNA of Schistocerca nitens (vagrant locust), 5211 nucleotides long. Its product is annotated as trichohyalin-like. Gene Ontology annotation, biological process: cell differentiation. Lineage: Eukaryota; Metazoa; Arthropoda; Insecta; Orthoptera; Acrididae. Bases 1 to 5211 code for a protein of 1736 amino acids. The transcript is spliced from 4 exons. The record is from RefSeq and is a predicted model, not a curated record.